Messenger RNA from Coffea eugenioides, 2510 nucleotides. Its product is annotated as putative disease resistance protein RGA3. Bases 1 to 1848 code for a protein of 615 amino acids. NCBI's taxonomy places the organism in Eukaryota, Viridiplantae, Streptophyta, Magnoliopsida, Gentianales, Rubiaceae. The record is from RefSeq and is a predicted model, not a curated record. The transcript is spliced from 5 exons.
AUGCAUGAUCUUGUGCAUGAUAUGGUGCAAUCCAUUUCCAGUUCUAAAACUUUGAGGUUGACAGAGUCUGGAAGUGAUGACCAGGGGACGUUUCCCAUCCAGUAUCUUGCACUGGAGAGAAGUGAAAAAGAAAUGCCAUUUCCUCCCUCUGAAAGGUUCAAGUGUAUUACAACAUUAUUUUUGUUGGAAGACAGAUCACUUAAUGAUAGAGAGAUAUCAUUUUUUAUGUUGCGAGUUUUGAGUUUAAGGUCAUCAAGUGUCGAGGAGCUUCCUAAAUCAAUUGGGAAGCUAACUCAUUUGCGGUACCUUGAUUUAUCCAGACCUUCAAUCAAAAUAAUGCCAGACUCUCUUUGUCGACUUUAUCAUUUGCAGACAUUAAGAGUUGAAGGUUGCAAAUCAUUGACAAAGUUUCCAGAAAAUUUCACGAAUUUGGUGAAUUUGAGGCACUUUGAAGUGCGAAAUUGCACAAACUGCAAAGAGUUACCAACUCUUGGGCACAUGUCCUCCCUCAGAUCUCUUCACUUGGAAAGUCUUGAUGGCAUAACAAGCAUAGGACCUUCUUUUUAUGGAGAAUCAACCAUACAUAGUGGAAGCGGCAGUCAAAGUCCCCUAAAAUUGUUUCCAGCACUUGAACAUUUCAUUCUAAGGGACACGCACAGUUUGACUGAAUGGACGGAAGCAGAAGUUCAUGAUAGAGAAUUGAUGGUAUUUCCUGUCCUUGAGAUGAUAGAGAUUGAAGAUUGCCCCGAACUAGCAACUUUUCCAAGUCAUUUUCCAAGUCUCAAGAAAUUGCACAUCGAUUUGACUAAGAAUGGGUCAGCAGUAAUGGAAUAUAUCCGCAGCGGAGUUAGCACUCUCACUGUUCUUAGCCUUUUGUAUGUGACUGGGUUCACUGAGCUACCAAAUAUGUUAUUUCAAAACAAUCUUGCACAUCUCCGGUUAAGAAGUUGUCGUGAUUUGACCCAUUUCUUGGAUUUUCCGUCUGAUGUUCCUCAAACUUUAGAAGGUCCAAAUUCCCAAACAGUGCUUGAGUUGAGCCAACCACACACUUGUAUUGACAAUAGUUCUACUCAACGUUUGGUUGGUCUUGAGUCCCUUGAGAAAUUACUUGUUCGAUUUUGCAAUUCACUCAAGUCGAUUUCAAUCCCCAAGGGAGACAAGUACCUCACUGCCUUGCGAGAAUUAGAAAUUUCCGAUUGCAAUAGGUUAACCCACUUGUCCAUCCCCCAGCUAUCUGAGUCAGAGUGGGAUUCCACUUCUCCGCCCUCCCUCUCCGCUACUUCUCCUCCUCCUCUUCUACCUCUCGAGAAAUUGAAAGUAAACGGCUGCUUCGAUCUGAUCUCCUUUCCAAUUGAUUUAACCCGAACACCUUCUCUCUCUUCCCUAGCCAUAUCAAGUUGUCCCAAAAUAACGGACUUGCCCAAGGGGAAGCUUUGUUCUCUUACAAGCUUGAGAACCUUAGACAUUGGACCAUUCUCAGAAACCACAGAGUUGCAUUCCUUCCUAUACCUCUUUGACGCUCUCCCACCACCGCACCCCUACUUCCCCUCCCUUUCAGAAUUAAUUCUGCGUGGAUGGUCUCAUUGGGAAUCUCUGCCCGAGCAACUUCAGCGCCUCUCUGCCGUAACAACUCUUUGUUUAAGUGGUUUUGGAGUGAAAUCAUUGCCCGAUUGGUUUGGGAAGCUUUCGUCACUUGAACAACUUUGUCUCUUGGAUUGUGAAAAGCUAGAGAAUUUACCCUCUCACCAAUCUAUGAGAAGCCUCACCAGACUAAGAAAGCUGGACAGUCGCGGGUGCCCCCUUCUAAAGGAAAGAUGUAAACCAGAGAGCAGCAGUAGCAUACCGUAAUUGUUUAGCAGCAAAUCAGAGGCUAAUCCCCAUUUGAAGCUCAUAAAUAACGUCAGUUUUCCCAAUUAAAGCUACUAGCCUAACUUCUACUCAAUAAUUGAUGCGAACUAUUUUUCCUUCGUCCUGUGCGCUUUUGCUUUCUAGGCGGUUUUGAGUCUAGCUUGAGAGUCUACUCUCAGAUUGAUAAAUUGUGGAAGAAUAUAUGAGGCUGACAACGACAGAUCAUUCUGGCUAGCUGCAGGGAUUCUCAUGCAUGAGGUUAAAUAACAGAGCUAUGGAUGAGCAAUACAUGGGAAAGCUACUGGUCGGAUUUUUAAGUUGUGAUGACAACUGCUGCAAAUGAGGCUAGCCAUCCCUUUUAAAGAAACAUAGCCUAGUCGAAUUGAGAAGCUUUCAUCUGUUGAAGGGUUCUAAGUUGGCAAAUGCAAAAAGCUUGAGUGGUAAUCCUUCCACCAAUCCACCAGAAGGCUUGAGUGGAUAUAGGAUGCGUAUCUUUUGAUUUAUAGGGAAGAUGAUGUCACAAGGGGAGCUGCCCCAACACUGAGUGAUGCAAGAGCUAUGAGAUUUUCUACUUUGAUCAUAUUCUAAUUGGAUGCUAAGUUGUCACAAUCUGCUUAAAUUCUAAGAAAACUGAAGUCUACACUGAGUGUGUUAAUGAUUUA